This is a messenger RNA of Pelobates cultripes (western spadefoot toad), 3749 nucleotides long. The record is from the annotation of a GenBank genome assembly. Lineage: Eukaryota; Metazoa; Chordata; Amphibia; Anura; Pelobatidae.
AUGGUAGAUGUAUCCAUUGUGUGGGUUUUCAGCCAAAGCAGUAAACUUAUUGUUACAGGUAAGAAUGCAUUAAACAGUAUCUAAAUUUAAUUUUAUUUUAUUAACUUGGAAAUAUUAGAAUGUUAAGUGUUUACUUACUGAUAUUUUAUUCUCACCAAACAUGAAAUUAUCAAAAAAAUUAUAAUUAAAUAUUUUAGUAAUAUCUUUUUCAUUGACUGCAGUCAACAAAAAAUGUAGGACAAUGAUAUUUUUUAUGUUUGAUCAUUUUUAUUACUUUUGUAAGGCCUACUUUUGAUUUUUGUUUUAAAAUGAAAGUCAGUAGAAAAAAACAAAUAUUAUUUUAAUAUUAAAAUGUUACAUUUUAUGUAUUGAUAUUUUAUUUUAAUCAAACAUGAAUUGUCAACAUUUUCUAAUUAAAGUUUUUAGUAAUAUCUGUUUUAGUUGACUGCCAUCAUCAUGUAGUGAAGAUUAAUAAUUAUCUUUCUAUUUUUUUCAUCAAUUUUUUUUAUUUAUGUAACAGUUACAUUGGAUAUUUCUUCUAAAAUUAUAAAUACAAUGACAAGUUCCCUAAAACUAAUAUUUUUAUUUAAUUUGCCCCUAAAAAUGAUACUUACAUGCAUUUUACCAAAGUAUUUUUAUGAAACUACAGGUUCACCCAACAAAAUAGCUUUAAAUAUUCAGUGUUUUAUCAGUGAAUUAAUCUAUAAAUAAAAUGGUAAAAUAUAAAAGUAGAGUUCUUAACAAAGCCUGUUCUUAAACUGACCCUAUUCUUGAUUGAGGCUAACAAUAGAUUUACCCUUUGUGUGGGUGUUCAGUCAAAGCAGUAAACUUAUUGUUACAGGUAAGAAUGCACUAAACAGUAUCUGAAUGUUUAUCUAACAGUUUAUUUUUAAAUAUUUUAGUAAUAUCUGUGUUAGUUGACUACCAUUGACAUACAGUUUAAUAAUCUUUUUUUAUUUUUUGAUAUUUCUUCUAAAAUCUAAAUCCAUUGAAUCACAAUUUUCUACUUAAAUAUUUUAGUACUAUCUUUGACAACUGACUACAUACGUGUAGCUUAAUAACUAUCUUUUUAUUUUUCUGUUAAUUUUAUUUCAUUUUUUAUUUUAUUUUUUUAAGUGCAUUCAUUUAUAAAUGAUAUGGUAAAAUAUUAAAGUAGUGUUCUUGACAAGGCCUUGAUUAAUUGACCCUAUUCUUGACUAGAAGUAAUAGUAAAUUAACCCUUUGUGUGGGUUUUCAGCCAAAGCAGUAAACUUAUUGUUACAGGUAAGAAUGAGCUAAACAGUAUCUAAAUUAUAUAACAGCUUAUAUAAACUUAUUGUUUCAGGUGAGACUAUACUGAAUUGUAUCUCAACAUUUAAUUAAAUAAUUCAUGUUGAAUGAAAGGGGAAAUAUUAUAUUGCAUGUUCACAUAUUGACAUCUUAUUUUUCAGUGAACAUUAAAUUAUUUUAAAUUUUUUUAACAAGUAUUUGAUUAAAACUACUACUAGCAAACAUGCGAUGCACUUUUUAAAUAAUUUUUAGCUUUUCAGUUUUUUCUAUUUCUAUUUUGUAACAUUUCUUUUGAUUAAUUAUACAUUUCUAAAUUUUUAAAUUUAAAAAAAGCAAAUCAAUAGACACAUAAUCUAAAAUGAGCAACUUUUUAAUUCAUCCUAUUCUUUAAUUAUUAAUUAGUUAUUUGUAUUGAAUUGAACAGAUGUUUAUUUAAAUUUUAGUUCAUCCAUCAAUAUAGUUUUCAAUAAUUAAAUUGGGCAUUGAAAUAUUCUGCUAAGCUUUCUAAAUACAUUAACCUAUAAAUAAAAGAAUAUGACUAGGGCUAAUGGUAGAUUUACCCCUUGUGUGGGUCUUCAGUCAAAGCAGUAAACUCAUAGUCACAGGUAAGAAAUCAAUGUUUUAUAAAUAUAACAUUUUCAUCAGUACUAAAGCUUGUUAAUAUUAUUAAUAUUAUUAAUAUAAAUAGUAUUGCAAAAAAUAUUUGGCAUCAUCUUUAUGUUGACAGGGAUUAAUUACAAUACAAUGCAAUACAAUGUUGUAAUCCUGAUCAAGAGUUAAUUAGUCAUAUUUAAUUACUUAGACACACAUUGAUGCCUCUUUAAAGAAAAGCAAAAUAAAAGGCAGAGUUGGAAAAAAAAUCUAUUUUGUCAGACAUACCUUGUCCUUUUUCCAACUUAUAUUACUUUGCAUUCAAGAAAAUCUUUAUAUUUAUUUUCAAGUUCACAUAUCUUGGUGUAAAGAGAUAGCCCUGAGGUCACCUCAACUUACUGUUCUUUGAAUAGAUCAUCUUUAUUUUGGUUAUUUAUUUAGCUAUAAAAUUGAAAUACAUAGAUCACAUAGAUGUUGAUUAGGGAUAUGUGUGCAAUGAACCAAUGUGUUCGUUUUCAGUCAAAGCAGUAAACUUAUUGUAACAGGUAAGACCCACCGUACAAUAUUUUACAAUAUACAUAUGCAAGUGUUAGGCAUUAUUUACACUUUCAUGCAAUUUUAAAAAAAAGUGUCUUUAUUUAACAUUUUAAUUAUUAAUAAUAAUAAUAUUAUCAUUGUGAGUUAAGACCAUUUAAGUUAUUGUAUUAUGUUUAAUAGUAAUCUUUUAUCAUUAAUAGGGAUUUAAAAUAUUAUUUUUUUUAUCUGCAGUGGUACAUUUUCAAUAUAUAAUUUAAAUAUAUUUAAUGUGUGUUAUAUAUAUUUAGGGUAAUAUGUACAAAGGCUAGCCACUAAACCAAGAGUCAGUGAUUUGAAAAUCUACAUGCAUAGUUGGGCUAAAAUAGCCACAUAUGAAACAAAGUCCCAAUUCAACAGGAGUAGAGAUGUUUUUGAUAAUUGUGAUCUUUUGUCUAAAGAUUAUCCCUAUGAGAGGAUUUUUAGUAAAAAAAAAAAUACACUCAUUGUUUAUGUUUUCAAACAUCUUGGUUUCUAUUGACAAAUAGGUACAUUUUAAUAUACAGUGAAAGUUAUCAAAUUGUGUAAUUUAUAUCUGUGAGAAUUAAUGCAUAUUAAUAUCGGACUAUUAUUUUGGAUGGAAAUUAAAUGAUGUAUACACCUUUAUCCUAUACCUUUAAGUUUAUCUCCAUUAUGCACAUCAUAAGAAUGUUCCCUUCAGGGAGCAUUAAGUGAAUAAGAGUAAUUAAGCAAGGAAUUGGUAUCCUCUGUUUAUUAAUUCUUUUAAAAAAAAACUCUGCAUUGAACUUCACGAGCAAUGUUUGAAAGCAUCUUUAUCUACAUUGUAAUAGAUUGAAUUGUUUAAAUCAUCCAUUGUAUGAUGUAUUGUAUAGGCCAAUUACAAAUGUUUGAUUAUUUAGAAAAGGCAAGUUGAAAGAUUAUAGUGAAAAGGCAUUAUAGUUUGACAGCGUAACAUGGUUGAUGUCUGUUGGAUAGGACUUAGAUUACUUUUAAAUUGAUUUCAUUUUUUUUCUCUGUUUUUUUUUCCAGUGGAUAAAUUUCCUGAACCUGCUAUUAAUGUCUUCGCCCCAUAUGUUGAAGAUCAUUCGACAAAAGAUAAUCAGGUCCUAACCUGCCAUGUCAGAAAGAUGUCAGUUAGUUUGGUUAAUGUGAAAUGGAUAAAAGAUGGUACCACAAUCCAAGAUGGAGUCAGCACAAGUCAGCCUACUCGGGAGACAGAUAACACCUUCAGUAUGAGCAGCUACUUGACCAUUCCAGCAUCAGACCUCAACAAAGACAGCAUUUACUCCUGCUGGGUCCAGCAAGAAGGUUCUUCUUCCUUCACAUCACAAGGAAUCAAUUUGUCCCAGUGUUAA